Messenger RNA from Octodon degus (degu), 5338 nucleotides. It is a transcript of the gene Arhgap23, whose product is annotated as Rho GTPase activating protein 23. The record is from RefSeq and is a predicted model, not a curated record. The coding region runs from base 31 to 4014 and encodes 1327 amino acids. NCBI's taxonomy places the organism in Eukaryota, Metazoa, Chordata, Mammalia, Rodentia, Octodontidae. The transcript has 25 exons. Gene Ontology annotation, molecular function: protein binding. Gene Ontology annotation, biological process: signal transduction.
GGCCGGACCGCAGAGCCUCCCUGCCGCCAGAUGAAUGGAGUCGCCUUCUGCCUGGUCGGGAUCCCGCCGCGUCCGGAGCCCCGGCCCCCCCAGUUGCCACUGGGCCCAAAAGAUGGGUGCUCUCCUGGGCGCCCGAUGCCCUGGCAGGGGCCAAGGACGCUGCUGUUGCACAAGAGUCUCCAGGACGGCUUCGGCUUUACCCUGCGGCACUUCAUUGUGUACCCGCCAGAGUCGGCCAUCCACUGCAGCCUGAAGGAGGAAGAGGAUGGAGGCCGAGGAGGCCGAGGAGCAGGAAGAAGAGGCCCUGCCCCCCGGCCCCGCCUGGAGCCCAUGGACACCAUCUUCGUGAAGAACGUGAAGGACGAUGGCCCUGCACACAGGGCGGGGCUUCGCACAGGAGACCGGCUGGUGAAGGUGAAUGGGGAGAGCGUCAUUGGGAAGACCUACUCCCAGGUCAUCGCCCUGAUCCAGAAUAGUGCCGACACCCUGGAGCUGUCCAUCAUGCCCAAGGAUGAGGACAUCCUCCAGCUGGCCUACUCCCAGGACGCCUACCUGAAGGGGAACGAGCCGUACUCUGGAGAGGCCCGCAGCAUCCCCGAGCCGCCCCCUCUCUGCUACCCCCGGAAGACCUACGCCCCACCAGCUGGGCUGUCUGCUUGGGCCAUGAUGGUGCCUGAGCCCACCUCAGCCCUGCCCAGCGACCCCCGGAGCCCUGCUUCCUGGAGCGACCCAGGGUUCCGUGCCCCACCCGCUGCCUGCACCCCUCUAGAGCCCUCUUCCUCGGGGAUGAGCCAGCCCCGCCCGAGCCUUGGUGCCUUCCCUUCCCUCCCCCCGGAGCCCAACAGCAGGGCACUACCCAGCAGACUGGAGUGCCAGCAGGCCCUGUCGCACUGGCUGUCCAAGCAGGUGCCCCGCAGGGCGGGGCAGAGCCGGUGCCCGGCCAUGCCACCCCGGGCCCGCAGUGCCUCCCAGGACCGGCUGGAAGACAUGAGUGCUCACCGUGCAUGGCCCUGCUCCACAUCGCAGGAUGCCUUGAGCCACCUGGGCCAGGAGAGCUGGCAUCGGGCUCGCUCAGAGGAUUACCUGGGCCGGGCCACUCGCUCCGCUGAAGCCCUGGGGCCCGGUGCACUGGGGUCGCCCCGCUUAGAGCGCUGUGGUUGGGCCUCCCAGCGUCCUGCUGCCACCCGUUCGGCUGCCUGCCCCCCUCGGGACCUGCCAGGGCCUCAGUCCUCUCCUGCGCCUGGCCUUCAGGGCCUGGACGACAUCGGGUAUAUCGGCUAUCGAAGCUACAGUCCAUCCUUCCAGCGCCGGACGGGCCUCCUGCACGCACUCUCCUUCCGGGACUCGCCCUUUGGGGGGCUGCCCACCUUCAGCCUGGCCCAGACCCCCACCCCAUUCCCACCUGAGGCCUCUGAACCACCUCGGGUGUCAAGGCCUGAACCCAGUGCCGGGACCCUGGAGCCUCCUGCUGAGGAUCGUCGCGAAGAGGUGGUGCUGAGACAGAAGCCGCCCACCGGCCGCAAGAGCCAGCUGGGCCCCACCAGACAGAUGAACUUGGGGCUCGGGGACGAGUGCCCUGAGCCAGAGGCCAGUGGGCGAGGGGAGCGCCUGGGCCGGAGGGUAGCCCCUUUGGCCACCACCGAGGACUCUCUGGCUUCCAUCCCCUUCAUCGACGAGCCCACUAGCCCCAGCAUCGACCUCCAGGCCAAGCAUGUCCCCGCCUCCGCCGUGGUCUCCAGCGCCAUGAACUCGGCCCCGGUCCUGGGCACCAGCCCAUCCUCGCCAACCUUCACCUUCGCCCUCAGCCGCCACUACUCCCAGGACUGCAGCAGCAUCAAGGCCGGGCGCCGCUCAUCCUACCUGCUGGCCGUCACCACCGAGCGCUCCAAGUCCUGCGACGACGGGCUCAACACUUUCCGGGAUGAGGGCCGGGUGCUGCGGCGCCUGCCCAGCCGCGUGCCCAGCCUGCGGGUGCUGCGCAGCUUCUUCACGGAUGGGUCCCUGGAUAGCUGGGGCACCUCGGAGGACACUGAUGCCCCUUCGAAGCGACACUCAACCUCGGACCUCUCUGACACGGCCUUUAGUGACAUCAGGAGGGAAGGGUGGCUGUCAUACAAGCAGGUCCUCACCAAGAAGGGGAAGAAGGCGGGCGGCGGCCUGCGCCAGUGGAAGCGGGUGUACGCCACGCUGCGGGCACGCUCGCUCUGCCUGAGCAAGGAGCGGCGGGAGCCCGGGCCGGCGGCGGCGGGGGCUGCGGCGGCCGGCGCAGGUGAGGAGGAGGCGGCGGCGCCCGUCUGCAUCGGCUCCUGCCUGGUGGACAUCUCCUACAGCGACACCAAGAGGAGGCACGUGUUCCGGCUGACCACCGCUGACUUCUGUGAAUAUCUCUUUCAGGCUGAGGACCGCGAUGACAUGCUGGGCUGGAUCAGAGCAAUCCGGGAGAACAGCAGGGCCGAGGGCGAGGACCCCGGCUGUGCCAACCAAGCUCUGAUCAGCAAGAAGCUUAACGAUUACCGCAAAGUGAGCCAUGGCUCUGGGCCUAAAGCCGAGUCUUCCCCCAAAGUCUCUCGUGGCCUGGGGGGGCUCAAGUCCGAGUUCCUCAAGCAGAGUGCGGCGUGGGCCCUCAGGACCCAGGAGCAGCCUGCAGGGGGCAAGGAUGACAAUAUGGCUGCCCCCAAAACCCCCUGGGGCAUCAACAUCAUCAAGAAGAACAAGAAAGCCACACCAAGGGCCUUUGGAGUCCGGCUGGAGGAGUGCCAGCCUGCCACGGAGAACCAGCAUGUGCCCCUGAUUGUGGCUGCCUGCUGUCGCGUCGUGGAGGCCCGGGGGCUGGAGUCCACUGGUAUCUACCGCGUGCCAGGCAACAACGCCGUGGUGUCCAGCCUGCAGGAGCAGCUCAACCGCGGGCCCAGUGACAUCAACCUGCAGGACGAGCGCUGGCAGGACCUCAACGUCAUCAGCAGCCUGCUCAAGUCCUUCUUUCGGAAGCUGCCUGAACCUCUCUUCACCAACGACAAAUACAAUGACUUCAUCGAGGCCAAUCGCAUCGAGGACGCCAGGGAGCGGAUGAAGACCCUGCGGAAGCUGAUCCGGGACCUCCCAGGACAUUACUACGAGACGCUCAAGUUCCUCGUGGCCCACCUCAAGACCAUUGCAGACCACUCAGAGCAGAACAAGAUGGAGCCUCGGAACCUGGCCCUGGUCUUCGGGCCGACGCUGGUAAGGACGUCAGAGGACAACAUGACGGACAUGGUGACCCACAUGCCGGACCGCUACAAGAUCGUGGAGACGCUGAUCCAGCAUUCAGACUGGUUCUUCAGCGAUGACGAAGACAAGGGCGAGAGGACCCCCGUGGAUGACAAGGAGCCGCAGUCGGUGCCCAACAUUGAGUAUCUGCUGCCCAACAUCGGCAGGACGGUGCCUGCCAGUGACCCAGGUUCAGGCUUCAUCACCGCCUGCAGCUCAGCCAGGUCCAAGGCCUCGUGGGCCCCCAGGAAAGAGCCGUACGCGCCGGAGAUGCUGGCGAUCUCCUUCAUCUCAGCCGUCAACCGCAAGCGCAAGAAGCGGCGGGAGGCGCGGGGCCUGGGCAGCACGCCCGGCUCCGCCUCUUCCAGCAGCCAGGAGUCGCUGCGCCCCCCGGCGGCCGCGGUGGCGCUGGCUGCGCGGCCCUCGCGCCUAGAGACGCUGCGCCUGCGGCUGCGGGGCACCGCGGACGACAUGGCCGUGCGCCUGCGCCGCCCACUGUCCCCCGAGACGCGGCGACGCCGCAGCAGCUGGCGGCGCCACACGGUGGUGGUGCAGAGUCCGCUCCCCGACCUCAACUUCAACGAAUGGAAGGAGGUGGGCGCGCAGGGCACUGCGGGCGACAACAGGGACUCGGGGCUCAGCAGCCUGGAGUCCACCAAGGCGCGCGCCUCGUCCUCUGCCGCCUCGCUGCCCCCUGGGGACCUGGGCAGCCUGCAGGGCAUGACUCCGCGCCUGGCCCCCGCCUCCCGCCUCCACCCGUGUCUCUGACCCCGCCCGUCCCCUGCACUCUGGGUCCCUGGGCCACCCGGCCAGGGCAGGAGGGCUGCAGGUCACCCCUAGUUUGCGCUGGAAUGGGGGCCAGGGGAGUCCGGAAUGGAGAGGGAGGCGUCUGGGGUCUGUGUCCCCGGGUGUGUGACCGAGUGGGCCCUUCUGUGUCUACCCUGAGGGACCCUUGUUGACCCUGGUGGAACAUGGGUCUGGAAGCCCCGGGUUUCAGCCUGCCUUUCUGCCUCCCCCCACUAAGGUGGGGUUGGGCGUGAGAAGGUGGGCAUCCAAGGGGUGCAGGGGCUUGUGUGUAUGGUUGUGUAGUCGCUGUCCAAAGAUGUUUCUGGUGGCAAUUCGGGCUCCCCUGCCCCAAUCCCCCAAGGUCCUUUGGGACACUCAGGGGUCUGUCCCUACACCUCCUCAGAGCCAGAGAAGGGGUUGGGCCACAGACACAGGACUGAAGCCCUCACCAAGGUCACAUCCCACAAACCCUUUUGCCAACCUUCAUGUCACCCCAGUCUGGGGAGAAGCUGAUCCUAGCAGUUUGAGGAGGGUCCGGGGUCUCCCUGCCUGUACCCUCUCCUUCUUUUUGUUUUAUAUGGGUGUUUUGUGUUUUGUUUGAGGUGUGGGGGACAGGAUCUCGCUCUGUAGCCCAGGCCGGCCUUGAAUUUAUGCAGAUCUGCCUGCAUCAGCCUCCUGAGUGCUCAGAUUACAGGUGUCCUGCAACUCACACGGCCACCGCCCUCCAUUUUGCUCUCCCAGCUGUGCCUGCUCUUCCUCAGCUCGGGCACAGGGACCAGGACCCCAUCUUUUUCCCUAGAGAGGGAGGGACAGUCACCAGCCCCUUGGCAUCUCUGUCACACUGAUUUACCAGGGUCCGAGCUGGGUGUCCCUGCCAGGUGGGUGGGACCCAGUCCCUUUUGUCCCCCUGCACUGUACAUAGACCCCCAAUCACCAGGCCCUCAACGUUCCUUCACUCAUUCCAGGGAAGCUCCAUGGGUCGCAGAUGGGCCCCCCCACUCCCACCCCCGUCAGUCUCUCCUUUUCUGCAGAUUUGCUGUAGACUUCCAUUGCCUGUCCUCUUACUGUAAAUAUUGUCUCUAAAUGUGUAACAUAUUAUAAAGAAUUUAUAAGAAUUUUUAAAGAUGUUUUUCUCAUUUAAAAAAAAGUGUUGUAACAGUGUUGGAUAAAGGCCCCCCACGUACGCAUGGCUCCUACCACUGUGUCCCUGACACACCGCUCUCGGCGACAACUAAGACUUCUUGCUUCCCAAAAGUCCUGUCUUACAAGUACAGUCUUUAUCUUGGAAAUAAACGGCCUUCCUGAG